Molecule: messenger RNA, 3103 nt
Organism: Salvia miltiorrhiza (redroot sage)
Lineage: Eukaryota; Viridiplantae; Streptophyta; Magnoliopsida; Lamiales; Lamiaceae
Product: kinesin-like protein KIN-14N
Exons: 17
Coding region: 592-2883 (763 amino acids)
Biological process (GO): microtubule-based movement
Molecular function (GO): ATP binding; microtubule binding; microtubule motor activity
Source: RefSeq, a predicted model, not a curated record
CCUUCUCCAUCUCUCUCACUCUCUCUCUCUACACUCUCUCUCUAGCCGGAUCGCCAUACUCUUUCUUCCCCAGUCAAACCUACCUUCCUUCACAUCUCACCAAAAUUACCAGUUCAUUACUCCACCAAUUUCUUCAUUCCCUAUCAAAAGGAAGACGAAAGUAGCAAUACCCAAUUUUAUCCUAAUUUUUAUCAUCUUAAGCUUCAGAAAAGGAACCCAGAAUUUUAACUGUCAGUAAUCUGUAAUUCCACACUCCACUUCUUCCUUUGUGUUUCGACUUUUUAAUUUUUUUUCUUUUCUGAUCCCUGCAAUUCAAAGCAAUAAUAAAUUUUUUGCCUUAGCUUCCAUUGCAAUAAAGGGCGGUCCCACCAGCAAAUUUAAACCGGCUGCCUCUCACUAUCUCCUCUCUCUUAAUCUCUAAUACAUCCGCUCUUCAUUCAAAUGGCUUCCAAGAACCAGAAUAAGGCUCCUUCCAGCCCUUCACAAGUGAGUUUCUCUUCAACUAAUGUUAAUCUCUUUUGAAAAUUGAGCAAGUGUAGCGGUAUCGAUGAGGUUUCCAUAGAUAAGAGGAGAAAGAUUGCAAGCACAAAAAUGCCACCUAACACUGGACCACGAACGCAAACUCGUCAAGCAUUUUCAAUUGUAAAUGGGGGCCAAGAUCUACCCCCACUCAGUGGGCCGCCAAGCAAUUCUGGUUCUGAUUGUGGUGCAAUUGAGUUCAGCAAAGAUGAUGUCGAUGCAUUACUCAACGAGAAGUUGAAGAAAAACUUAAACUACAGGGAGAAGAAUGACAAAAUGGUUGAUCUCAUUAAAAGGCUUAAGCAAUGUAUCAAAUCGUUUCAACAGCGUGAAGCAAACUAUGUGGAAGAGCAGGAAACAUCUAAAAAACUAUUGGAAUUGACAGAAAAGAAGUGCAGUGAUUCGGAGUUGAUGAUGAAGGCCAAGGAAGAUGAAUUGAAUUCUAUUAUUAUGGAAUUGAGGAAAAAUUUGGAGGCAUUGCAAUCAAAGUUUGCAAAGGAGGAAGUAGAUAGAUUGGAAGCAUUGGAUUCUUUGGCUAGAGAAAGAGACUUGAGAGUAGCUGCAGAGAAAUUACAAGCUUCUCUUUCUGAAGAUCUCAGACGAAGUCAACUAGAUAAUGAUAGUGCCAACCACAAGAUUCAAUCACUUAAUGAUACAUACAGGCGGUUACAAGAGUUUAACACGAGUUUGCAUCAGUGGAACACUAGGCUUCAAUCAGAUCUUGAAACGACAAACACAACACUCAAGCGUGUUCAGGAAGAAAAGGCAGCCGUUGUGGAAAACCUAAGCACUCUGAGGGGCCACUAUACUUCUCUGCAAGAGCAACUUAUUUUGUCACGAGCAUCCCAAGAUGAGGCAAUCAAGCAGAAAGAUGCACUAGGCAGUGAGGUUUCAAGCUUGAGAGGCGAUCUGCAACAAGUGAGGGAGGACCGUGAUAGACAAUUGUCACAAGUUCAAGGUUUACAAUCUGAAGUUUCAAAAUACAAGGAAUGUACUGGAAAGUACAAAGCAGAUUUGGAGACUCUGAGCAGUAAAACGAUGGAACUGGAGUCAACAUGCUCGGCUCAAAGUGAGCAAAUAAGACAAUUAAAUGAAGAGCUCGGUGCUGCACAAAGGAAAUUGCAGCUUUCCGAUCUAUCAGCCAUGGAAACAAGAUCCGAAUUUGAGGAGAACAAGUCAUUGAUUCUUGAGUUGAAAAGUCGUCUAGCUGAUGCAGACAUAAAGAUUGUAGAGGGGGAAAAAAUUCGAAAAAAAAUGCAUAACACUAUUCUGGAGUUGAAGGGAAAUAUACGUGUAUUCUGUAGAGUGAGACCCCUGCUUUCUGAUGAUGGGGAAGAUGAUGCAAAAGUUGUUUCAUUCCCAACAUCAAUGGAAGCACAGGGUCGAGGCAUUGAUUUGAGCCAAAAUGGACAAAAGCACUCUUUCACUUUUGACAAAGUGUUCGUGCCUGAUAACUCGCAAGAAGAUGUUUUCUUGGAGAUAUCACAGCUUGUUCAAAGUGCACUCGAUGGAUACAAGGUCUGCAUAUUUGCAUAUGGGCAAACAGGCUCUGGUAAGACAUAUACGAUGAUGGGUAAGCCAGGACUACUAGAUCAGAAAGGUUUAAUUCCACGAUCACUAGAGCAAGUAUUUCAGACAAAACAAAUGCUUGAAGCCCAAGGAUGGAAGUAUGAGAUGCAGGUGUCAAUGCUUGAAAUAUACAAUGAGGCAAUACGUGACCUGUUAUCAACAAACAAAUCAACCUUUGAUGCAUCACGAGUAGAAACUGCUGGGAAGCAAUAUGCUAUCAAGCACGACGCAAAUGGCAACACCUCUGUCUCUGAUCUUACAAUUUUUGAUGUCUGCAGUAGCAGAGAAGUUUCCUAUCUCCUAGAACGAGCUGCACAGAGCAGGUCUGUUGGCAAGACCCAAAUGAACGAACAAUCUUCAAGGAGCCAUUUUGUCUUUACCCUAAGAAUAGUCGGUGUUAAUGAGAGCACUGAUCAGCAAGUCCAAGGUGUGCUGAAUCUAAUUGACCUUGCUGGUAGUGAGCGUCUUUCCAAGAGUGGUUCGACUGGGGAUCGGCUUAAAGAAACCCAGGCCAUCAAUAAAAGUUUAUCGGCACUUAGUGAUGUCAUUUUUGCCUUGGCAAAGAAAGAGGAGCACGUGCCGUUUAGGAACUCCAAGCUCACUUAUCUUCUCCAGCCUUGCUUAGGCGGAGAUUCAAAGACUUUGAUGUUUGUGAAUGUUUCACCCGAUCCUGCAUCCGUGGGCGAAUCACUUUGUUCACUACGGUUUGCUGCUAGGGUGAAUGCUUGUGAGAUUGGCAUCCCAAGACGUCAAACCAAUCUAAGAUCUUCAGAUUCACGAUUGAGCAUUGGUUGAUUUUUGUUUAUGGGAUCACACUAUUUUAGAUUAGGAAAGUUUGUUUACCAUAUGUUGUGGGCAUUUGUUUUAAGUUGAUAACAAAUGGCAGAAAUCUAACUGCAUUUGCAUAGAGUUUGUACAGUUGAAGAGAUAUUAAGCUGAUACACGGGGCUUCAGCUUUAGCCCUUGUAUUAUUCUUUUGUGUUUAUCAAGAAUAUUAGUUUGUGCUCUUCACAAA